Megalops cyprinoides (Indo-Pacific tarpon) is the source of this 1178-nucleotide messenger RNA. RefSeq names its product endonuclease domain-containing 1 protein-like. The coding region runs from base 41 to 976 and encodes 311 amino acids. Lineage: Eukaryota; Metazoa; Chordata; Actinopteri; Elopiformes; Megalopidae. Gene Ontology annotation, molecular function: hydrolase activity; metal ion binding; nucleic acid binding. The transcript has 2 exons. The record is from RefSeq and is a predicted model, not a curated record.
UUUUUUUAGUCAAGACUGAUUCUCUUGCCUAGAGAACAUCAUGUUAGAGAGUAAUCAGCGGACUUGUCGCAGAAUGGUGAGUCUUCAUGCAGCUGCCUCAGCCGCUGCACUCCUGGCUCUCACCACCUGGUGCCACCCCUGCAGAGCUGACGUGGGUGACUUUGCCCCCUGCAUUGACUUCUUCUACAGUACCUGGCCUCCAAAGGGGCUCCCAGGGGUCCCCAUAUGCCAGCGAUACCUGAACAAGUUCCGUUUUGCUUCACUGUAUAGCCGGCCACGUCGUGCACCAUGGUUCUCCGCCUAUGUGUUUACUCCACCAGCCGGGAGAAGGCCUAAAGAGGAGUGGAAGUAUGAGCCACAGCUGGCCUAUGCCAAAGCAGAUGGCAACAUGGUGCCCUUCUCACCUGGCAAGGUGGAUCAGAAUGUUGUGGAGAGCCAGGCAGUACAGCUGGACUACAUCAACUCCAGCUACACCCGCGGCCACCUGAAUCCCAGCCUGCACCACCAGGACCUCCAGGACAAGGAAUCUACCUUCACCCUUACCAACGUGGUGCCUCAGAAGCUUGGCUCCAAUGAUGGGCCCUGGGCAUGGCUGGAGAAGCAUGUGAGCCAGCUCCUGACCAAGCACUGCAAGGGCCAUUCCUACAUUGUUACAGGGGUCAUACCAUACCAGACAGACCGCUGGCUGAAGGGUGACCGUGUGGCCGUGCCAGAGUACCUGUGGUCAGCCUACUGCUGCCCUAACUAUAAUAAGAACCUUCCAGUAAAGCUAGCUAACACUUUCCCAACAUUUGCUGCCAUUGGUCGCAACGAUCCGAAUAGCACAGAGGAGGUAGUGCCCAUAGAUAGGGGGGUGCGCAAAGAGUUCUGGGGGUAUGACGUACGGCUCAUGCCCCUGGCAACUCUGGAGAUGUAUCUCCAGCAAAGAUUUGGAACUGUCUUUACUGUGUUCUACAACCGGUGCUCAGAACCAUGACUGCCUGUGAAGCAAAGUGACUGAAAAAAAGGGCAAGGAGAUACAAGCCAAAUAGGUGUGGCAGCUCUGCAUUUACAACCUCUGUGAAACCAGCUGAAUAACACUAUAUUUCAACCAGCUUGAACAGACAACAGAGUUAGAGCUGUGUUACCAAAGUUGUUACCAAAGUGCUCUGUAACUUUUAAGCCUUAACUCUUAUACA